Molecule: messenger RNA, 6242 nt
Organism: Salvelinus namaycush (lake trout)
Lineage: Eukaryota; Metazoa; Chordata; Actinopteri; Salmoniformes; Salmonidae
Product: pumilio homolog 2-like
Exons: 23
Coding region: 225-3854 (1209 amino acids)
Biological process (GO): regulation of mRNA stability; miRNA processing
Cellular component (GO): cytosol; cytoplasm
Molecular function (GO): mRNA 3'-UTR binding
Source: RefSeq, a predicted model, not a curated record
GUGUAGUUACCCAGCAGCAAUGGUGUUUUGUUAAUGCAGCACACCAGACGGCAUUUGUAUGGUUCGCUCGGUUAAAAACGUUUGAUUACAACUGUUCAGCGGCGUGUGAACAACGGAGAGCUAUGCUUUUAUUGUAUGCACUUAUUUAACUACAAUAGCUAGCUAGUAAUUUUUUGGGGUAUUUAUUUAUUUUUAUUAUCAAACUGAAAAGGUUUCCCCGUGGAAUGAGCGUUCCAUGCAGCAUCCUAGGUAUGAAUGACGUGGCCUGGCAGGAGACACGAGGCGGGAUGCUGCACACAAACGGUGCUCCUGAAGCCGGGGGCGUCAGAGUUCACGGAGGGGGAUCCCUGGCCGCCAUAGGGGUUGCAGGUCAGGGUCCCGGAGGGCCACACCGUCUGCAGGGACCCAACCCCAUCCCAGGCACCCCACAGCCUCCACUAAGUGGGCGCUCUCAGGAUGAUGCUACAGUGGGCUACUUCUUCCAGAGGCAGCCUGGGGAGCAGCUGGGAGGUUGCACCUCCAGCAAGCACCGUUGGCCCACUGGAGACGGCAACCACGUUGACCAGGUUCGAACUGUCGAUGAGAUGAACUAUGGUUUUCAAGCCCUUGCUUUGGAGUCCAGGGGCAUGGGUGAGCUCCUGCCAGCAAAAAAACUGUGGGAUUCGGAUGACUUGUCCAAGGAUGGAAGGAAAGGGAUGCUCCUUGGAGAGGAAUGGAGGGAGAACGCUUGGGGAUCUUCUCAUCACUCGGUGUCCCAACCAAUCAUGGUGCAGCGACGACCCGGACAGGGUUUCCAUGGGAACGGCGACGCCACCUCCGUGCUGUCCCCUCGCUCCGAGGGCGGAGGCCUGGGCGUGAGCAUGGUGGAGUACGUCCUGAGCUCCUCCCCCGGGGACAAGAUGGAUGGCCGCUACAGGAACGGUGGCUACGGCGGCGGGGACGCUGACCCGGACGGGAGGGAGAAAGGUAACGCCCAAGACCAGACGUCCCCGUUUGAAGAGGACAAGAGCCCAGAAAUGAAAGUGGGAGAGGAGAGUGACACGGCCAAGGCCAAUGGGAGAGGCCUGCUCAAUGGCAUGGACAGAGACUGCAAAGACUUCAACCCCACCCCAGGAAGUCGCCAGGCCUCCCCCACCGAGGCGGUGGAGAGGAUGGGCCCCGGCCAGGCCGGGCUGGAGAUGAUGGUCCAGCACCAGCAUCAGCAGCACCAACACCACCUCCAGCACCAGACCAUGCAGCCCCAGAGCAAGCCCCAGCAGCAGGAGGACUUCCAGAAUCAGGAGGCCCAGAACAUGGGCAACAUGGAGCAGCAGCAGGGUGUGGAGUCACUCCAGUUCGACUACGCCGGCAACCAGAUCCAGGUAGACUCCUCCGGCACCCCCGUCGGCCUGUUUGACUACAACUCCCAGCAGCAGUUGUUCCAGAGGUCCAACCAUCUGACUGUCCAGCAGCUCACUGCGGCCCAGCAGCAACAGUAUGCCCUGGCUGCUGCCCAGCAACAACACCUUGCCGGCCUUGCUCCCGCGUUCGUGCCAAACCCAUACAUCAUCAACACUGGACCCCCCGGAACCGACCCCUACACCGCUGCUGGACUGGCCGCAGCAGCUACACUUGCCGGGCCUACAGUGGUUCCUCCCCAGUACUAUGGUGUUCCUUGGGGCGUGUACCCUGCCAACCUCUUCCAGCAACAGGCUGCCAGUCACAACGCUAACCAGCAGGGAUCCAAUCAGGGACCGGGGCCAGGACAGCAACAGGUGAUGCGCCCCGGGAACAACCAGCGCCCUCUCACCCCUGGUCAGGGCCAGCAGAGCCAGCAGGAGUCCCUGGCAGCAGCUGCCGCCGCCAACCCUGCCCUCGCCUACGCUGGUAUGCCAGGUUACCAGAUGCUGGCCCCCGCCGCUUACUACGACCAGAACGGAACCCUGGUGAUGGCCCCUGGGGCCCGCGGUGGUCUGGGAGGGCCCGUCCGCCUGGUCCAAACCCCGCUCCUCAUCAACCCACAGGCCGCAGCGCAGGCUGCGGCUGCGGCGUCAGCGUCCGGCUCGGGCAACAACAUGUCAGGCCCCCAGCCCAACGGCCUGUACCGCUCCAUGUCCCAACCCCAGCAGCAGCCCCAGCAGCAGCAGAACCAGGGCCUACCCUCCAGCUCCUUCUACGGCUCUGGGUCGGUGCCGGCCAGCUCCCAGAGCAGCUCCCUGUUCUCCCACACCUCCCAGGCUCCACCGCCCACCUCGUCUCUAGGGUUCAGCGGUGCCGGCGGCUCCCUGGGAGUGGGGCUGGGCUCGGCGCUCGGAGGCUUCGGCUCCUCAGUGUCGAGCUCCACCAGCAGCAGUGUCUCUCGCCGGGACUCCCUGCUGGCCAACUCGGACCUGUACAAGCGUGGAGGUGGUAGCAGCCUCACCCCCAUUGGUCAGCCCUUCUACAACAGCCUGGGCUACUCCUCGCCCAGUCCCAUUGGCCUAACACCGGGCCACUCCCCCCUCACACCCCCACCCUCUCUGCCCUCCUCUCACGGCUCCUCCUCCAGCCUUCACCUGGGCGGCCUGACGAACGGUAGCGGGCGCUAUAUCUCGGCGGCACCCGGCGCUGAGGCCAAGUACCGCAGUGCGGGGGGCACCUCCAGCCUGUUCAGCUCCAGCAGCCAGCUGUUCCCGCCGUCUCGGCCCCGCUACAGCCGCUCAGACGUCAUGCCCAGCGGGCGCAGUCGCCUGCUGGAGGACUUCCGCAACAACCGCUUCCCCAACCUGCAGCUGCGUGACCUGCCCGGCCACAUGGUGGAGUUCUCCCAGGACCAGCACGGCUCCAGGUUCAUCCAGCAGAAGCUGGAGAGGGCCACCCCAGCAGAGAGACAGAUGGUGUUUGGGGAGAUCCUGCAAGCAGCCUAUCAGCUGAUGACUGACGUGUUUGGCAACUACGUCAUCCAGAAGUUCUUUGAGUUUGGCAGUGCGGAUCAGAAGCUGGCUCUGGCCACGCGUAUCCGCGGCCACGUGCUGCCCCUGGCCCUGCAGAUGUAUGGCUGCCGGGUCAUCCAGAAGGCCCUGGAGUCUAUCUCCUCUGACCAGCAGGUAAUUAGUGACAUCGUACGAGAACUGGACGGCCACGUGCUGAAGUGUGUGAAGGAUCAGAACGGGAACCAUGUGGUGCAGAAGUGUAUCGAGUGUGUCCAGCCCCAGGCCCUGCAGUUCAUCAUCGACGCCUUCCAGGGCCAGGUGUUUGUGCUGUCCACCCACCCUUACGGCUGCAGGGUGAUUCAGAGGAUCCUGGAGCACUGCACCCAGGAGCAGACCCUGCCCAUCCUGGAGGAGCUGCACCAGCACUCUGAGCAGCUCGGCCAGAAAUAUCAAGGCGUUUCAUUGGAGAUGACACCCAAAACAUAUUAUACAGUGUCCAGCGACGCACUGUUUAAGGAUCAGUACGGCAACUACGUCAUCCAGCACGUCCUGGAGCACGGAAGACCUGAAGAUAAGAGCAAAAUUGUGGCAGAGGUCCGCGGAAAAGUGCUCCUCCUGAGCCAGCACAAAUUUGCAAGUAACGUGGUGGAGAAGUGCGUGAUCCACUCGUCCCGUGCCGAGCGGGCCCUGCUGAUUGACGAGGUGUGCUGCCAGAAGGACGGCCCCCACAGCGCCCUGUACACCAUGAUGAAGGACCAGUAUGCCAACUACGUGGUGCAGCGGAUGAUUGACAUGGCCGAGCCCGCCCAGCGCAAGAUCAUCAUGCACAAGAUCCGGCCCCACAUCGCCACCCUGCGCAAGUACACCUACGGCAAGCACAUCCUGGCCAAGCUAGAGAAAUACUACAUGAAGAGUAGCACUGACCUGGGGCCAAUCGGAGGGCCCACCAACGGCCUCAUGUAGUCCUGCCUUCUGUGUCCACUGACUAAAGACCAGAGUAGGAGCUGCCCCCCUCACCUUAUUUCUAGUUAUGUAAAGAGGUGCUCCUGAGCCAUCAGGGCUGACCUUUGACACCCUCUGAUGAAUUACCAAAAAGAUUUAAACGUCACCUGUGAAAUGCUGUGACAUCUGACCCUGCCACUCUAAUGCUACCCUCAGCGCUUGUUCCCUACAUGGCCACCAUGGAGGGUAGCAGACAGUUUUGCAGGCAACCUCUUGGGUAAAGCACAGCCCCCCCCCCCCCCCCCCCCACAAUUUGUUUAUGAUGUAACUGACUGGUUUUUCUUAUAUAAUCCUGUACAUUUAGUUUUUUUACCUUGUAAAUUCUCUGUAGAAAAAAAAAAAGAAACGCAUUUGCUGAUAAUGUACAAUUCUUACAAUUACACCAGCAAGUGACUUAUAAGGCCGAACUUGAGUGAUCCUUUUAAACAAUUUUUCAUUUGUUUUUGUACCCAGACUUACUACUACUAUCAGCUGUUAUAAUUAAAAGCCAGGUGUUUAAAUAUAUAUAUAUAUAUAUAUAAUUAUCUUUCUACUACCACAAAACGAUCCCAAUGCCAAAGCAGCUGAUGGAUCCAUUUCUACUUCUUGCACUGCAUAGUAUGGAUAGAUUAUGAAACCCAUCUGUCCCACUGACGAUUACUAUGUCUCUCGUGCCAAUGAGUUAGUCAUCCACUGGUCUCUACUUGAACACCUACAAUGCUUUGUGCUUCAUUUUUAGUGGAGUUUCAUCCACUUGCCGGCUUGUGAUCGCCUCGAUAUCAUAUUUUUUUUGCCUCUGUUUUUCCACAGACUGGCCUACUCGCUCUCACACGGUUUGCUUGAUUUGACUAGUCGGCUCCGGGCGACGAAUGGCAUGGUUAUUCAACAGUGCACAUAUGCUGUUGCAUCCGUAAGCAGUGAUUCCACUAAAUCCCACCUAUAUGGUCUUACUUUUUAUUUUAUUUUUUCCCCUCGCAGAUCACUCAAUGGCUGCUUGGGGGCUUACGGCAGACACGGGUAGCGUGGACGUUUAUUCUCUUUCAGAAGCAGAGCACAAGGUUGGGUUGUAUAGUGGAAGUUAAACUUGGUUGUAAUCUUUACAUUAAAUGACCGUAGCGGGGCGUGUGUGUGAGGGGGGGGGGGUAAGCAUAGGCAUGCUGUAACAGGUUUUUAAUAACUUGACUGAUUUCUUUAUCAUGUUUUGUGGAACAUCUAUCUGUCUUGUAGUUUUGAGAUGAACACUGCCCUAGAAGCGGUAUCUUUAUGUACUGAAUAUUCAUCUCUUGCGUAGAAAUAGUUUAGCAAAAAUGUAUAGCAUCUUUGUGUAUGAGUAAAUAUUAAAUGGUUGCUUUUUUGGCUAGGGGGCUUGGGGUAAGUUUUUAUUUAAUAUUUUUUUUGAAGUGGCUCAUCCCAAGUAUGUAAAGUGGAGGGUAGAAUUGGGAAUGAAAUUAGGAAAAAUAACAGGAUGGUUUUAUGCGAGACCGACCGUCAUGAGGUUGUUUUAAUUUAGUUAUUCCUAUAAAAAUAAAAAAAUCUGGUUUGAAUAUUCAAGUGAAUUAGGUGGGGAGAGUAGUGGGGCCAUCUAAAAAGCUAUACAACUCCUCUGUGACGCUAGUAGUAAUGGCUUUUGCUUCAUAUGAAUAAUUGUAGUAUAUGUGCAGUUGAUAAGUGUGUAAGUUUAAUUGACAAAAGUCUAGUUGUGGUGUUUUGACAGGCCUUGAUAAAUUGGUAGUGAUGCUUUUUUAUUUCGUCUGUACAGUUGUACAUUUGUAAACGUUGAUGCUGUAAAUGGAUGUCUUUUACACUUUGGGGGAAAAAUUGCCUAAAUGUGCAUUUUGAUGUAUGUGUGUGUAUAUUCAUCACUCCUUUCCCCUCAAAUAUAAUGUAUACAGUUUUAUUUGAUCAAGCGUUAUUUUAAAACAAUCUUUUUAUGGCUUCUCGAUCUGACAUGGUUUUGUUUUAAAUCUGUUAUGAGAAAGGUCGGCCUCGUUUUGUAUGCGGAGCUUUAUAACGUCUCCUGUUUAUAUUGUCUUUCUGACGUGUGACAGUUUUAAAGGAACACCAAUGCUCUGUACCUAAAAUGAGGCUGCUUCUGGUCCCCUCUGCUGCCAUGGAAACUUCACAGGAUAUGACAGAAUUAUUUUUGUACAGAAGAGUGCUGUAUUUUGGAACAGCUACUACCUUGUAAGCAAAAGAAAUGUAAGAUAUUGUCAAUUAUAUAAAUAUGAACAUAUGAGUUUUGUCACACUGUCAAAGUCUUGUACAUUUUCAGGUGGCCUUAUGUACAUUUCCAGACGUUUAGAUGAAGAAAAAAAGACUCAUUUUUUGGAAGCAGAAUUGUGACUAUGAUUAAACCGUUCUAACAUUUGA